Messenger RNA from Megalops cyprinoides (Indo-Pacific tarpon), 3598 nucleotides. It is a transcript of the gene slf2, whose product is annotated as SMC5-SMC6 complex localization factor 2. The record is from RefSeq and is a predicted model, not a curated record. The transcript has 22 exons. The coding region runs from base 124 to 3588 and encodes 1154 amino acids. NCBI's taxonomy places the organism in Eukaryota, Metazoa, Chordata, Actinopteri, Elopiformes, Megalopidae.
AUGGCGGCCGCGGAAACUUGUGAUAUGUGCUGGCGGGAGAAAAACCAAACAGAAACAAGUUUCUGUCGAGGCAAAGAGACAAAACGUGUCGUUUAACAAUGAAAGACAGGACCUUCGAAGAAAAUGGAAAGAAUCGUGCCAUUGCAGACAUCUUCACACCAAAAAGCCAUGCAGGUGCCUCGCCAGGCCGCUGCCGCUCAGGAGGCGCGACCCACGCCGGACGGCCCCCUCUCCUGCCAUGAUAGAAUGAUGAAUAACCUCAGGCAGUACUUCUCCUCGGCGGUGAAACGGGUCACCCCCCUGAGUAAACCUCGACAUCUCAGCAUCGAUGGCGGCCACACGGCGCUCCCUGCACCGGCACCUUCCUCCCGGGAGACGCCAGUGAAGCCUGGAAGCCUCCAGAAGCUGCUAAACCCCCCCACCAAACGGGCUCUGCCCCUCAGAACCCCCGAAAUGGAGCCAAAGGGCCGGGUGCCCAUCCCGAGCCCCCCAGGCCUAGGUUUUGUUGGAGGAGAGGCCCGGGACGGUGUCCCCACCCCCAGGGUGCUUGUUAAGAGAGUCCCAUACCACUCAGCCCCUGUCCCCUCCCACAAGGACCGCAAGGACAACUCUGCUUCGCCCGUCUGUGCCAAAGCAGUGCCCCCUCUGUCCAGAGAGGGUGCUGUUCUCAGGGAGAUGGGCUUGAGGAGGAGCCUGCAGGAGGAAAGUGACGCCCUUCACAGGGAUGUCCCCUCCCAGCAGAGGAGGAAUUCCUUACCCCCAAAGAUGCCCCCCAAAGCCGGUCCCCACAACACCCCAUACUCCACUCUGCACAAGAGACCUGGGAGCCCGGACAGCUUUGGAAAAAGGGAGGGGAAGUUGAAGGAGAGUCACGAAGCAACCAGUCAUGGCCCAGCCUCGCCUCACAGCCCGGUGAAUGGAUUUUAUGAAUCCAAGAGGCUGCUGCCUUCUCUGGGGACUGCCCCAGCAGGGGGCAGUAGCCCAGUGCUGGGUUACAGCUCUGUGAAGAGGAAGGGGGACCAGCUGGAGGACAGGAGAGGGGGGAAAAGGCCUUGCUCUGAGGGCUUGGGAUUGGCCUCCAGUGGCAUUGAACGCAAGCUGGCCUCACCCCUAGUCCAGCACACCCCAUCAAGGUCUAGCGAUGGGGUCAGGUGGAACCCAGAAGAGGGGCUCGCCCCCAAAGAUGACCCUCUGAGGUUACAUGCUGAUGGCUUGCUGCCCGUCCCUGCCGGGCCCCUGAGGCCGCGCCUCGCCCACGACCGGGGCCUGGUGGCUAGCAGGGAGGUGAAGGAGAACCUUAAGCUCUCCUUCGGGAGCCCUGCUCAGCAGAGCCCCCUUCCCCACAGAGAGGAGUCAAGGGAUGCCCCAUGUGGUCAGGCGCCCCACUCGCUGCCCCCAGAGCGGCGAGCCCGGAGACAGCUGGAUGUGGGCUCUGUGAACAGCCCCCCCAGGCUGGGCUCCCGCAUGGACCAAUCGGAGAGAGAAGAGAAACCCUCACCAGCCAAUAUGGACACGUCAUUGGGCGCGGUUUCUCCCACUAAAGCAGACAUACCGUUUCCCUUUUCUCAGGACCCAGAAAACCCUUCCUCCUCCACAGUCAGGUUAGCAGCGGGUACAGAUGACCCCGGUAAGAGUGUGUUCGGCUUUAAAGGGAGUCCGCAGGGACACUGCCCACCCCCGGACAGACGGCCUAGUGCUGGGGGGGACGGGGACCUGGAGCUGAGCCUGGGGGACCUUGAGGUCAGCAGCAGCAGUGACAGCGAAAGUGAAGAUGAGCCACUGCUCUCCCUGCAGGAGAUCUUAAGCCGAAGCAUCCACCCCCCAGCCACGCCCAAAAAGGAGGCCUUCUCAGAGCCCAGCACGCCUGACCACAAGCCACACCCUGUGACGGGCAAAAGCAAACCGGUGAACUACAAGAACACCCUGGAGCAAAUGCUGAAAGAGAAGGAGCAGAACCAGAGGCUGAAGGAGGCCGAGAUGAAGCUGCUGGUGUCCUGCAAGGAGGACCUGCUGAAACUGGCCAAGGAGGAGGAGGACAGCGAGGGGAACGUGCCCGAUGACAUGUCGCACGAGCACAGGGCGAUCCUGCAGAGGUAUUCAAUCGUGUCCAGCGCCAUCCCAGAUGUGCACCCGGGAGAGGAGGUGUUUGUGCUUUCCAGCUUUGGCCGGCUCUUCAGUCAGCACAGCCUGGACCUCAGGAAGUGUAGCGUGACCCCACAGAACAGCGCCCAGACGACCCUGCUACAGGCCAGGCCAGACGAGCUGCUCUACCUGAUCAGCUCAGGGCUGCUGCUCAAGGCGUUCCGCUGCUCACCCUGUCACCCCUCAGUGACCCGCUGGCUCUUCCAGAUGAUGUCAGUGCACCCGGACCGAAGGAUAUCCACACAGAUCCUACGCUCGCUGAAGGACAUUGCUCUAAUCGCUGCUGAACAGAUAGUCCUGAACAAGAGCAGAAAGUUUGAGGUGUGGACGCCCAGCGUUCAGGACAUCACCCUCGUCUUCCUCAACAUGGGGGUCCCCUUCGUCACCCUCUUCCCCCUGGAAGCACUCCAGCCCCCCUUCACUGAAGGGGACAUUUUGCAAGGCAUAAACUGCUCAGAGGACGGUGUGGGCAGAGGCGAGCACAAGAGUGGCUCUUUUCCAGAGCACAACUUUGAGAACGUCAUCAAGUACCUGGCUCUGUGCGCCGCACUCUGCCCGCGGGCCUACAGCGACCGCGAGCUGUUGCUGCUGCUGACGCUGGUGUGCCGGCUCAGCCUGGAGACGCACCUGCGGCUGCUGCCCGUGGAGGACCUGCACCUGCUGCUGCACCACCUGGUCACCAGCGUCAGGGACUGGGACACUCAGCUGCCUUGUAUUUGCCUGGCGUUGACUGACCUGACAGAGGAUCACCACAACCUUCGCCGCCUGGUCCAGCUGCUGCCGGACCACAAACGUGGAAGGCAACUCAGGAAACAUCUCAGCAUGUCAAUAAUCUCCAAACUGUUAAAUCACAGGUGCACAUACAAGCCCACAAAUACUGAAUUUCAGCUCUCAUCUCUGCGGCGAUACCUGCCCCGCAUGAGGCCAUCAUCCCUGCUGUCAGCCUUCUUCUCUGGGAGGAAUGCUGAGCGUCGCGGUGAAGAGGAAGACCGCUCUCUCUCUCAGGACCAGCAGGCUUAUUACCUCUGCUAUAGCCUCUUGGCUUUGGUAAACGAGGCAUCAAAUUUUGAGCCUUUUCCCUCAAACCAAAAGGAGCAGCUGCAGCUGCUUUCCGCCGAACUGGAAAAGCACAUCAAAUGUGACAUUCGGGAGAGUGACAAAUGUCUCUACAGAAGCAAGGUAAAGGACUUUGUUGCCAGGAUCUACACCAAAUGGCAGGUGCUCCUCUCCAAGUCCAGGCCUCUGCAGGGGAAACUGCACGAUUACUGGCAGCCCCUCCCUGAGGAUAGAGUGACCAGCAGCCAGGAGAGCGUGGGGACAGAGGAUCAGGGGGAGGAGGAGGAGGAGGAGGAGCCGGUGAUGGACAAGGUGGACGCUGAGGACACGGCGGACACCACGGCCGAUGUACCUGCUGCACCGGAGCCAGACCCAGGUGGCAUCUCUUAGGACAAGAAAA